Erythranthe guttata (spotted monkey flower) is the source of this 1096-nucleotide messenger RNA. NCBI's taxonomy places the organism in Eukaryota, Viridiplantae, Streptophyta, Magnoliopsida, Lamiales, Phrymaceae. The record is from RefSeq and is a predicted model, not a curated record.
UCGAUAAUAACAAAAUUCAAAAUUAUUCUCAACCUACACUACUUUACUUGCAAUUGUAGGACACGUGAUCAUUUGCGUAGCAAAAUCCCAGUCAAAGGCCAAAUCCUAAUUUUCCUUCUCUACAUUUGCUUAGAAAAAUCAAACCAAUCUUUUUUCUUUUCUUAAUUUUUCUAUUGUUUUUUUUCAACCAAUGAGAGACAGAGUUUCAACCAUGAACAUUUCUAUAUAUUAACUAACAAAUAACAACCAAAGAGAGCUAAAAUCAGAAAGAGAGCCGAAAAAAAAAACAGGAAAAAUCAUGAAUCCUCCAACACAAAACGACGACGGCCAAUCCUCGUACGCAAUCCACCUCGUGAACGCCUCGGUACUACCGAUGGCCCUCAAAGCCUGCAUAGAGCUCGACGUACUCGAAAUCAUCCACCGAGCCGGGCCCCACGGCCCGCUCUCCUCUUUCCAAAUAGCAUCUCAAAUUCCCAACUGCCACAACCCCCACGCCGCUUCAAACCUACUGGACCGAAUGCUCGCCCUUCUCGCCAGCUACUCCAUUCUAACAUGCUCCGUCUCAAACGGCCCCCAAAAACUCUACUCGUUAGGGCCCGUCUCGAAAUACUUCGUAGCCAACGCAAACGGAGUUUCCUUAGCCCCACUUUUUCUACUCAACCAGGACAAGGUCAUGAUGGACACGUGGCACCACAUGAAGGAUGCCGUUAUAGAGGGGGGGUUGGCCCCCUUCAACAGGGCUUACGGAAUGGAUGCUAGCGAGUACGUAGUGAAGAAGAAUCCGAGUUAUUUCCAGCUUUUCAAGAAUUCGAUGAGUAACUACAACUCUAUGUUUAUGGAGAAAUUAGUGGAUACUUACCGAGGAUUUGAAGGGCUCGAGUCUAUUGUCGAUGUCGGUGGUGGCGAUGGUAGUGUUCUCAAUACGAUAGUCGGAAAAUAUCCGAAUAUCAAGGGUAUUAACUUUGAUUUAGCUUCUGUCAUUGACAACAACAAAUCUGUUUAUCCAGGAAUAGAGUAUAUCUCAGGAGAUAUGUUCACAAGUAUUCCUAAGGGUGAUGCAAUGUUUCUCAAGGUCAGAUUUUUUUAUUUUUUCUUU